CCUUAAUGGCCUUUUACAGUACUAGUGCAGUACAAUAUUGGACAUCACGCCCGUAUAUGGCGCCCUGGUAAUUGACAACACCACACUUAACGCACAUCGACCACUUCUGCAACUGGAUCUCGAACACCCAAGAGGGCUUGCGGGGCCUUGAAGGCAUCUUUUGCUGACCCAUCCGCCCAUCUGCCAACACAUCUGCAUCUGCAUCUACCUUGCGAUGCUUUCCAGAUCACCAUCUUCCUCUGGCUUGCUCCCCCUCCCAGGCUCACCAGGUUCAUCAUGGGCCAUGUACAAAGCCAGAUUCAAGGGAUUGUUCAGUGGCGCAGAUACAUCGGUAUUGGCAGCUUUUUGGCUGUUUGGUAUGUCUUCUCCUCGAUAUGGGAAUGCGGAAAACGGAAUACCUAUAAUCCUUAUCUAUAUAAUUCUCCAAGAACACAAACACCACUAACACCCACUAAUAGGCCUCAUAAAUAACCUUUCAUAUGUGAUAAUCCUCUCUGCUGCCCAAGAUCUUGUCGGUCCCGAUGUCCCAAAAUCAACUGUCCUUCUCGCAGAUGUCCUCCCGUCCUUCUUCACGAAACUCGUAGCACCUUACUUUAUUCAUCAUGUCCCAUAUCGGCUGCGUGUACUUGUUAUGACUGGCCUUUCAGUAGGAGGAAUGUUUAUAAUUGCUCUCACGCCCAAUUCUGUACCAGUAAAACUCUUUGGGGUGGCAUUGUCGAGUCUAAGUAGUGGUGCUGGAGAGCUGAGUUUCCUAGGAUUGACACAUUAUUAUGGUUCCUUCAGUUUGGCGGCGUGGGGUUCAGGAACAGGAGGGGCUGGCCUUGCUGGGGCGGGCAUAUAUGUCUUUUUGACAAGCACAUUGGCUCUCAAGGUUAAGACGUCUUUGAUGGUGUGUGCCUGCUUGCCCUUCAUCAUGCUUAUAUCGUUCUUCCUCAUCUUACCACUUGGGCCCUUGAAACGGGUAUCCAUGGCAAAAGACUACACGAACUUGCCAAACGAUGAACCACCGACCAUAAUACGAGAAGAUUUCGACGACCAAACUAUUUCUACUCUUCCCAUUUCCGCUGUUUCUGAAUCACUUCUAGCCCCAGGCCCUUCAACCACAUCAGAAGCAUACAGAACCCACUCACCACGCCCACACUCUCCAACUGCCUCUCACCGCACCAGAAACACAUUCAAAGACAAUUUCCGCCGCGCUCGUCUCCUAUUCUUCCCCUACAUGCUCCCCCUCUUCCUAGUCUACGUUGGCGAAUACACAAUCAAUCAGGGCGUCACACCCACACUUAUCUUCCCCCUCCCCUCAACCCCCUUCAAAGCAUACCGCUCCUUCUACCCCUUCUAUGCCCUCCUCUAUCAACUUGGCGUCUUCGUCGCUCGCUCAUCCACCCCCUUCAUCCGUCUCCACCAGCUCUACCCACCCACCUUCUUACAGAUUCUAAAUCUGAUCCUUCUUCUUACUCACUCAAUGUACUUCUGGAUUCCCUCUGUGUAUCUUGUCUUCCUGAUCAUAUUCUGGGAAGGAUUGCUGGGUGGAGCGGUAUAUGUAAAUACCUUUGCAGAGAUCAUGGAGAAGGUUCCGGAGGGCGAGAGGGAGUUCAGUCUGGGUGCGACUAGCGUAAGUGACAGUGCGGGGAUUUGUGUGGCAGGAUUUAUUGGAGUGGGUUUGGAGCCUUGGCUGUGUGAAUUUAAUGUUCAGGCUGGGAGGAAUUGGUGUCGAGAGAUGGGAAGUUAGAAUCUGAUGGAUUUGAUGAUUGGUAUUAGGAGUUUUUGAAUAUAGAGGAGAAUGUUUUCUUGGCGUUUGGGAUGUCUUAUACCACUAUUUCUGCUUUAGUAGUUCGACAUGAUGAUGGACUUUUACUUGUGUCCUCCAAUUUUGGAAUACAAAGCGUACUUCCAGCAGUUCCUCGGUCUCCCGCACUCUGCGAGAAAAGUACAACAGGUGGUAACUUCCUAUAAACCCAUUCUCUCCUCCACCCAAAGAAAACAAGAUCCAUCCAUCCUUAUCCCAAGACUCAAGAGUCAAGCAGAAUCCUCAAACCAUAACAAGCACCACUAAGAUUUCACGACGUGCAACAAACGCAAAUAGCCUUCGUACAGUACAGUCCUUGAAUCUGAGGAUAUAAGAUUUUGUGAAAGGCUUGAUUCGUAAGCCUAAGUUUGGUUAGUCUGUCUUUUGAUGACAGGUCAGAGUGGUGUUGAUUGGCUGGGUAGAUAUAUAGAUACUGUAGUUUUUUGGGAUUAGAUGGUGUGGAGGAGUUGAUGAUUUGGUAUUGUGAGUUCUGGGUUGGGUUUUAUGAUUUGGUUGUUUGGGGGGUUAUGGGUGUGGUCGGGGUGGUGGUGGUGGUGUUGGAUGGCUGCCUGACU
Molecule: messenger RNA, 2364 nt
Organism: Hymenoscyphus albidus
Lineage: Eukaryota; Fungi; Ascomycota; Leotiomycetes; Helotiales; Helotiaceae
Source: the annotation of a GenBank genome assembly